This is a messenger RNA of Acanthoscelides obtectus, 2424 nucleotides long. Lineage: Eukaryota; Metazoa; Arthropoda; Insecta; Coleoptera; Chrysomelidae. The record is from the annotation of a GenBank genome assembly.
AUUCGUUCAUAUCCGAAUUGACAUAAAACUAAUGUCACUCAGUGUUUUGUGUUCUGUGAUUGCGACACGAGUGUCAAGUUGACAAGAAUGGUUAAAGAUUUUAAAAAAUGUUUACCCUCAUGAUGUUUACAUUUCAGCAAUUGUCCCAUGUAUAUCAUGAAAAUUAAAACAGACUUACAGAUGGUGAAGAAGUGACUAUUUUACUUACCGAGUAGAGCGCACCUAUGGAGCCAAAAAACUGAUACAGAUUGCCCACAUUACAUAAGGAUGGAAUCUGAAAGAAUUCUAGUUGCAGCAGGAAUAACCGCUGCUGCUGUUGUAGGGGCGUUCGUAUUCUGGGGCCCCUCAACAGGAGCAGCUGGAGGUAGGGGUAGACUAGCUGGCCUAGUUAAUCUUGGAAAGACGUGCUUCCUGAAUGCUGUGUUGCAUGCCUUGGCAGCAUGUCCACAGUUCGUGCAAUGGUUGGAGAAGGAUAAAUAUGCUAAAGAGACCAGCCUCAAAAGUACUUUAGCAACUGUACUUUCAGUUGUAAAUGGUACAAAUAAGUCAGUACGAGAUACAUAUGCUCCAGCAGCUGUAAUAAAUGCAUUAAAGAGACUAGGAUGGGUAAUACCAGCUGGUGAGCAAGAUGCUCACGAAUUACUUAAUGUUAUCUUAACCACAUUGGAUGAAGAGACACAAAAGAUUGGCCGCAAAGCAGGCUGCUUGUCGGACGCUUUGGGAAUGAAUGAACUUGAUGACAUUGACAUUGAUGAAGACAAAGAUAUUGUUACCAGAGGAGGGGGUGACUCUCUAGGAAGUGUCAUGUCUUUGAACGAGCUUUGUAGACCCAUGAGUGCUAGUUGGAGGGGUGGAGCUUUGAGAAGAAAUAGGUGGAUAUCAAGAUCAUGUAGAGCUCUACAGAUGAGUGGGCCUCCACCACAACCAGUAUCUCAUCCUUUUACUGGCACACUGACUAGUCAGUUAAGGUGUACAGAAUGUGGUCAUAAGUCUGCAGUUCGAUAUGAUAAAUUCGAAAGCCUAUCACUAGCGUUACCCAGUGGUGCAGGAGAUCUUGGCUGGGGCAGACAUAAGCUGCAUCAGCUGCUAACAAACUUUGUAACUCCUGAAGUAGUGCAGGAUGUUCAAUGUGAAGGCUGUAAUAAAACCAGGGAUCCUGAAGGUCCCCCGAUCUUGUCGAGGCAAAUCAAGAUACUCAAUUUUGGCAAGUUGCCUGUCUGUCUGUGUAUACACAUAUCAAGAAAUACAUGGCAGCCUGGUGGAAUGUCAAAAAGACAAGACUAUGUGCAGUUUCCAAUGAGGUUAUCCAUGUCAGCAUAUACAUUUUUACAAGCUCAUUACCAAAGAAAAUUGCCUAAUAUGCAAUAUACUAGUACCAGUGAAGGUGGAAGUCCCUUAUCAAGUAGCACGCCGCUAUGUUGGACUGGCAGCUCACUUAGUGACAUGGCUAACGAGUUCAGAAACGUGUACCAGUUAGCAGCAGUUGUGGUGCACACAGGAGAUGCACAUUCUGGACAUUUUGUCACUUAUCGAAGAGGAUGCCAUAAUAGCAGGUGGUACUAUACCUCAGAUGUAGAGAUAAGAGAAGUAUCAAUAGAUGAAGUUCUACAGAGCACGGCAUAUAUGCUUUUCUAUGAAAAGACCGCCGCAAUGGGUUGUGCUUUCCAGUGAUUUUCUAAGAGCGAAUUGAUAUUAAUGUUAAGAAAUUAUUGAUUGUUGUGAUGUCUAUGCAUUUGAUAUGUAUUUAUUUUCGGAGAAGUACAAUCACCUAAUAAUUGUUUUUCCAAAAGGUAUUGCGCUUAAUUAAAGUUUCACGGUAAAUGCCCAAUUCAUUGCUGUUGGUAUCACAAUGUCGGUAUAAAUUCAGAAGUGAAUUCCUCUAACCAUCACAGUAGAAAUGUAGUUAAAUUUUCCACUGCUUAGGAAUCUUACUCAUACAGAAACAUAAGGAAAGCCUACAUAAAAACACUCCAAGGAUGCUAAUAGUAACAGAACCAGUACGCAUUGUAGGGUAGCUAACCUUAAAACGUUAAAAUUUCAUACAUUUUUGGGCAUUAUUCACUAACUCACAAUAGCGCACAAAAUUGUUAGAAGUGAUUCGUGGAAUAUCCACUAAUCAACCAGGUGUUACGGUUUUCAAAGGAUUUAUAUAAUGUUGUCUCUAAGAGGUUUCAGAUUAUCUCGUCACUAUCAAUUUUCAAAUAUUCUUUGAAAUACUGGCGAAAACUACGUUCCUUUCUUUACAUCUAUCAGCGUAAUGCUGACCUUGUUUAUGGUGACAUAGAAUGUUACCAUUUCAUUCCUUUAUGAAGUGUGUGAUAUUAUUUUUAUAGUAGGUAUACCUUCUGGUGUAAAUGCAAAAUAAAUAUGUACGAAUUAAUGUUUAGAAUAUCAUGCAUAAAAUAAAACUUAUUCAAUAAUCAA